This is a messenger RNA of Magallana angulata, 525 nucleotides long. RefSeq names its product ankyrin repeat domain-containing protein 16-like. NCBI's taxonomy places the organism in Eukaryota, Metazoa, Mollusca, Bivalvia, Ostreida, Ostreidae. The coding region runs from base 1 to 525 and encodes 174 amino acids. The transcript is spliced from 3 exons. The record is from RefSeq and is a predicted model, not a curated record. Gene Ontology annotation, molecular function: protein binding.
AUGACAGAUGAUCUUUUCAAAGCAGCUCAACGUGGUGACUUAGAUUACUUUAAAAACCCAGAAAUUCCGCUGAAUACGUCGUACGAAAAAUCAGGAGACACUGCCCUGCACAUUGCUGCAAGAUGUGGCCAUGCGGCUCUCGUGGAGCACCUGUUACUCUCCGGUGCCGAUGUGGAAAAAUCCAACCUUGACGGCAAGCGACCCUUACACGAGGCCGCUCAAGCGAGUCAACUGGAAUGCGUCCAGAUAUUACUCCAGUUCGGGGCACAGGUGGACAGCCUAAAGAGGGCUGAUUGGACACCUCUAAUGCUGGCCUGCACAAAGGACAGUUUUGAGGUUGUCCAACAACUUCUGAAGUCUGGUGCGAAUGUAUCGCUGAAGAACAAAGAUGGAUGGACCCCAUUCCACAUUGCAUGCAGGGAAGGACACCUGGAUAUUGUACGCCUUCUCUAUGAUCAUAACAACACUGUGAUGAACACUGCCAGCAAGAAUGGGAGGACCCCGCUACAUACAGCAGGUCAAUAA